UGAUGUUGUAACUGAGAGUCUCCUCUCAGAUUUCCAGGAUCCAGGGAUCCUCUCUGGAUCAGCAGCAGAGAAAAAACAACAGCAGCAACAACAACAACAGAGAGGCAUCCAAAAAGAAAAGCCGGAGGGAAAUCUGCUUUGUGACGGCCUCGCGAUACCGCCAUGCUCUCUGUCGCCCAUAUAUAUCUGGGUGUCCAAAAUUUUUCCACUCUUAUACUGUGUGACUAGUUUGGAACAGCUAACAGUGGAAAAAUGUCUCAGUACUCAGGAAAGAUCGUGUUCUAUGAGGGAAAAUGUUUCACUGGGAGGAAGCUGGAGAUCUGCAGCGACUGCGACAACUUUCAGGACCGAGGCUUCAUGAACAGGGUCAACUCUGUCCGUGUGGAGAGCGGGGCCUUCAUCUGCUUUGACCACCCAGACUUCAAGGGCCAACAGUACAUUCUGGAGCAUGGAGAGUACCCUGAAUUCCAGCGCUGGAAUGCCCAUAAUGAUCACAUGGGCUCCUGCAAGCCAAUCAGGAUGCAUGGAGAGCACUACAGGAUGGAGCUGUUCGAGGGAGACAACUUCGCUGGCCAGUGUGUGGAGCUGUGCGAUGACUGUCCAUUCCUGCAAGCCCGAGGCCUGACAAAGAACUGUAUCAACUCCAUCAAGGUCUACGGAGACGGAGCCUGGGUGCUGUAUGAGGAGCCUAACUACCGUGGCCGCAUGUACAUUGUGGAGAGAGGAAACUACACCACCCACAUCGAGUGGCAGGCAGAGAACCCCAACAUCCAGUCUGUUCGCAGGGUGGCAAACUACUUUUAAAAACCAGCUCACUGUCACACCAACA
Molecule: messenger RNA, 829 nt
Organism: Seriola dumerili (greater amberjack)
Lineage: Eukaryota; Metazoa; Chordata; Actinopteri; Carangiformes; Carangidae
Product: gamma-crystallin N-A-like
Exons: 5
Coding region: 253-804 (183 amino acids)
Biological process (GO): visual perception; lens development in camera-type eye
Molecular function (GO): structural constituent of eye lens
Source: RefSeq, a predicted model, not a curated record